GCGAAUGUAAAGACGGAUUUACGUCUGUAAGGAGCGCUUCUGGAGAAGCACAUGGUCUCGUUCUCGAAAGACAACACUUCGCCAGUCUGUACAUUCCUUUUUGGAGGAACCCCCCGAUCUGUUGUCACCGGGAAGAAAAAUAAACGACCACAACCACCUUUUUUAAUGUAGUUCAUGACACGUUUACAGGUCAAAAUUGUCGGGCUUCUCUCCAAAGUGCUUGAUGCGCUUUUAACAUCGUUGGAUGUAAAGUCUAUUACAGGGGAGUCGGAGGUUGCUGGAGUGGAGUGGGUGAGGACUGAGAAGGAUUUCCUAACGGUCUCUCUCUCCUCAUACUCGAUCAUAUUUCAUCAAGUCAUUUCGGUGUUACACAUCAGCUGUUCCACUGUAACUUGGCUAUAUUAUGUUCGUGCUGCCGUGAGACAGUUGGAUAAGUCUCGACCCGUUCAUCCUGCUUCCCGUGCACCGGCACAAUGACCUACCGGCGGACCUACGGGAGUCAGACCUACGGGAGUCAGAAGUUUACAGUGUUUUUGAUAGCACUUCACGUCUUGUUAAUUACAACGUGCUCCGGUGAAGAUGUGCGCUCCUCCAACAAGACCACUGAAGGGAAACCUUUUACUACAACCAAUCAGCAGAGGUCUACUGCCAAGCUGAAACACUACGGGACAACUGUGCCUCUCCUAUUGGUUGGAAAAGAAUGGAGACCAGUCACUCUGCUCCAAUCACAGGGCCAUCCUGCAUCUCUGAAGAUACUGAUAGAAACAGAGGAGGAACAGCUGCUCCUAACUCUGGAGAAAAACCAUGGUCUGUUUGCCAGUCACUACACAGAAACACACUACCUGGAAGACGGCAGCACAGUCACGGGCUCUCACAACCUCAGGGUACGGUAUUACGUCUAACGGAGUCUCAUAACCUCAGGGUACGGUAUUAAGUCUAACGGAGUCUCACAAC
Molecule: messenger RNA, 954 nt
Organism: Salvelinus fontinalis (brook trout)
Lineage: Eukaryota; Metazoa; Chordata; Actinopteri; Salmoniformes; Salmonidae
Product: disintegrin and metalloproteinase domain-containing protein 19-like
Exons: 4
Coding region: 474-902 (142 amino acids)
Source: RefSeq, a predicted model, not a curated record